AUGAAGUCCUCAAAUAUUCUCGUGAUUUUCACCAUUUUCUCCCUGCAUUGUUUCAUUUGUUUAGCGAGCAACUCCCCUCAGGACUUCCUAGACGCGCACAACAAGGCUCGUGCAGAGGUUGGUGUGGGUCCACUCGAGUGGAGCUCCGUCCUCGCAGAAUAUGCUCAGAACUAUGCCAACACGAGAAUCGAAAAUUGCGUAUUUGAGCACUCCGGCGGGCCUUAUGGCGAGAAUAUAUCCGCGGGUUCCGACCCGGAAAUGAACGCUGCAGCUGCUGUGAAAUUGUGGGUGGAUGAGAAGACAAACUAUAAUCACGAAACAAACUCAUGUCAAAACGGUGAAUGCUUGCAUUAUACACAGGUUGUUUGGAAUAAUACUACUCAUAUUGGUUGUGGUAGGGUAAAUUGUAAGAAUGGAUGGACGUUUAUCAUAUGUAGCUAUGACCCACCAGGAAAUUAUGUAGGUGAUAAACCUUACUAG
Lathyrus sativus (Indian pea) is the source of this 480-nucleotide messenger RNA. Lineage: Eukaryota; Viridiplantae; Streptophyta; Magnoliopsida; Fabales; Fabaceae. The record is from the annotation of a GenBank genome assembly.